GUGAUCUCGUCUGAGGAAGCGAGUUAUGUCUUGUCCCAAUGCUGAACCUAUACUGUAAUUGUAGAACACAGAAAAACGUCGUCCUCAUGGUUAUCUUCUCAGACAGUUCAUUUUACGCCAACAAUAUACUCGCGUUUUAUAACAGCUUUUAUUUGCCUUAUUUAUUCUGAGACAGUUCAUAUGUUAUGUCGCAUAUUUAUUUAUAGUUUCAAAACGUUUACAUGGCUACAGCAAGCGGCAAAUGCAACCACGGCAGCGCCGGUUCGGAGAAGGACAAGUUGGUUUCCUCUGUGUCUCCUCACGGCUACGGCUCCAGCGACAGCAGCGGCAAGCAUGUUCACCACAGCGACAGCCAUGGCUGGCUGGGGCCGGAGCAGGAAGAGGAGGCCCUGCGCAGGAAGCUCAAGUACUUCUUCAUGAGCCCCUGUGACAAGUUCCACGCCAAGGGCCGCAAGCCCUUCAAACUGGGCCUGCAGCUGCUCAAGAUUGUCAUUGUCACCGUGCAGCUGGUGUUGUUUGGCCUCAGCAACCAGAUGGUGGUGACGUUCAAGGAAGAGAACACCAUGUCCUUUAAGCAGAUCUUCCUGAAGGACUAUGACGAGGGCUCCGAUGACACGUUGGCCGUGUACACACAGAGGGAUGUCUACGAACACAUCUUCUACGCCGUAGACCAGUAUGUGGUGCUACCCGAGACCACGGUGGGACGCUAUGCGUACGUCUAUGGGGUCGGGGUGAACGGGAGUGCCCUCUCUCUCUGCCAGCAGUACUACAAGAAGGGCAGCAUCGAUCCCGCCAAUGAUACCUUCAACAUUGACCCUCGUGUUAUCACAGAUUGUGUGGGAGUUAACCCUCUGUCAGUCCCUCGAGCGCCUUUAGGCAGUGACUACAAGAACUUUACCCUUAAGUUCCACAAACUCAUAAACGUGACGAUACAGUUCCAACUAAAGGCCAUCAACAUUCAGACCAUCAUCAACAACGAGAUUCCUGACUGUUACACCUUCUUCAUAACAAUAGUCCUGGACAACAAGGCUCACAGUGGUAAAGUGAGGAUCAGUCUGGAAAAUCAGGCUUUUAUAAAGGAGUGUAAAGACCCCAGUGUGUCUGGCCACGCGGAGAACUACACGCGGCUAACGUUUGACGUGGUGGUGGCGAUCGUUUGUAUGCUGUCCCUGCUGCUGUGUGGCCGCUCCAUACUCCGCGGGUUCAUACUACAGGCGGAGUUUGUCGAGUUCUUCAAGACUAAUCUGGGCCGGAAAGUAAGCUGGGACGAAAGGAUGGAAUUCAUCAAUGGCUGGUACAUCCUGCUCAUCAUCAGUGACGUCCUUACAAUCAUCGGCAGCGCAAUUAAGAUCGGCAUCGAGUCCAAGAAUAUGUCAUCGUAUGAUGAGUGUGGCAUCCUGUUGGGGACCUCCACCUUGUUGGUGUGGGUCGGAGUCAUUCGCUACCUCAGCUUCUUCCAGAAGUACAAUAUCCUAAUCGUGACCUUGCGAGCUGCGUUCCCCAACGUGAUCCGGUUCUGCUGCUGUGUGGCUGUCAUCUACCUGGGCUACUGCUUCUGUGGCUGGAUCGUGCUGGGGCCCUAUCACGUCAAGUUCCGCUCUCUCUCCAUGGUGUCGGAGUGCCUGUUCUCGCUGAUCAACGGCGACGACAUGUUUGUGACCUUCGCAGAGAUGCAGGAGAGCAGCACGCUGGUGUGGGUGUUCAGCCAGGUCUACCUGUACACCUUCAUCUCCCUCUUCAUCUACAUGGUACUGUCGCUCUUCAUCGCCCUCAUCACCGGCGCCUACGAAACCAUCAAGCACCAAACCCAGGAGCCCUACCACAUUACGGACCUGCACGCAUUCAUCGCAGAGUGCACUGACACGCCCAGCUCGGGGAUGUUCCGGGGCCUAGAAACCUCGCCCUGCUCUUUCUUCUGCUGCUGUGACAGAACGACAACAUACGAGGAUGUCCUUUUGGUGAACUGACUGGGCUGGGGUGUCUGGACCUACAGCGCUCUCUGCUGGCCGGAGUGCCACACUGCAUCCCGCUUUUCAUUGUCGUCGCCAUCAAAUCUGGUUCAGGCAUGAGCACUUACUUGAAUGAGGAGCCUCAGUUCAACCAUAUACAAACAGAGGACUAUGAGCUGAAAGCCUAAUCUUUUUUUGAUUGGAUUCAUUGGCCAGACCUCCUGCAUUGUGUGAAUGUUACAGGGAUGUUGCCUGGAUGUUACACAGUAACAUACAGCUCAACACAGCAUUCCCCACACAGAAAGAGAACAACAUUAUUUUCGCAACAAUCUGGAUAUAUGCACAAUCCAUACUUGCUGAGGACCAUAGUGCAAAGUGAAAUGUCUUGUUAGCACUAAUGCUAACGUUUAGCUGCUUUUAAUUGUUUUAACUGGGUUUUUAGAUGUUAGGUAAGCUGCACAAGGGACAAGAACUGGACAAGGCAUGUUUUUUUUAAUAUCAGAAGUUCUGGUUAUAUAUGAAGGGGAUGACAAUGACAUGCAUACUUCAUACUAGGCCAGAGACUGCUCUGGAGUAGCAUUCCCACUGUCCCUAAGGAGAGGGCACUUAAGCCCAAGUCACAUGACUCACCCAAGAACGUCAUUGCCCUGUCAUGAGGCGCAAGUCCAGCAAGAACUGCUGAGAGCAAGGCUGGCUUCGCCGCAGUGCUUUGUGUUCACCACUGCUGCACUCAAGUGUACAAGUAAAUUGAACUUAAACCCUGCACUGUGCCUGGACCCAAUGGCUCCCUCGAUAGCCUUAAUCUUUGCUCAGAUGUACAAAUCUCCUGUAGUUUCAGUAGGUGUUAAUCCGAUGACACGGCAAACAGGGUAAACGUCAGUGCUAUUGUUGAGUUGUACGUUUCAAGUUGUACACUGUACAUGUCCUGUUCACGAUGCACAAAUGAUGCUGCUUCAUCAGAGUUCAUUUGAAAGGGGACCCGUAGUGAAGUAGUCAAAUCCACUCCGAGUCUCACAAAGACCCACUAACACAAUACCCACCAUGGCACAACAUUCCGGUCGCAAUGGUAAUGUGACUUUCCAAUUUUGCCUUAAAUGAGGAAACUACAUGAUUGGAAAAUGGAGAGCUCAUCUAUUUUUUUUUGGGGGGGGGGGUGAAUUUUUAAAAGGCCUAAGCUCCAGUCAUGGACAAUAUGGAUGGAGAACUGCAGAUUGUAUCCGACUGGUCUAAAGAACAAAGACUGCCUGCGAGUAACGAGGAGAGGAUAACGAGCAGGCAGGACAGCUAAACGAGGCCAGAGGGAUGGGGUAUUUGCGAGCACGGCAGUAAUGCCUGUGAUGUUGACCCAGAAGAAUCCUCUUACAUAUGUUUCCUUCCCAUCCUGUUUUAUGCCUCAUAAUGAUGCCUAGUUUAAAACUAGCCAAUUGCUUUGUCCUAGUGAAAGUUUAAAUUUUUUUAUUUAUUUUUUUUAAUGUUGGGUUGUUUCGGUAUCUAUAGAGAAACGCCUAAGGGGAGUGUGGUCUUCAGGUUCAGACUCCAGAAAGUGGUCAUGCAUUGAGCUUUGUACUCCAAUCACUAUUGAAGAAGAAGAAAAUCAUAUUUUUUUUUUAAUAGGUUAUAGGCCUGCUUCCAUUACGGUCCCUAGCUACUCCUUCUAAAAGUAAACCUUUUGGAAUUUUGAUAGAUUCCAAAGAACCAAGGUGUAGGCAAAGUUAUAUGGGAAUAUAACCUCCCAAAUAGGCUAAAAGCAGAGCUUUCACCAUAUCCGUUCUUUAGGAUCUGAGAACACCAAAGGGCUGGAGGCUACGAGAAGUGGCUAGGGGCCGAAAUGGUACAUGGCCAUAGCCUGUCUGCCGGUUAGUGAGGAGUCAUGUAGCUCUUAUUUUAAUGGUCAUAUAGUACAUUUAAAUUAAAUGUAUGUUCUUAACUAAGCAGUACACAAACAGGAUUUGUUUUUGGCCUUGCGUUUGUAUAUUGUAGUAUUAGACACUUAGAUGUCCUGUCCGAGCAGUCUGUAGACAUGUAUACAGUUCAUUGUGUAAUCUUUUUUUUUAUGUUGAUCUUACUUGAACAUUGUUUUGAGUAUGUUGGAUCUCUGUGCCACACUCAGUACGAAGCCAAACCACUGAUGAUUAAAUGCCUGUUUGUUCA
Salmo salar (Atlantic salmon) is the source of this 4100-nucleotide messenger RNA. RefSeq names its product mucolipin-1. Gene Ontology annotation, cellular component: plasma membrane; lysosomal membrane. NCBI's taxonomy places the organism in Eukaryota, Metazoa, Chordata, Actinopteri, Salmoniformes, Salmonidae. The record is from RefSeq and is a predicted model, not a curated record. Gene Ontology annotation, molecular function: NAADP-sensitive calcium-release channel activity.